Messenger RNA from Fulmarus glacialis (Northern fulmar), 2817 nucleotides. Its product is annotated as endoribonuclease Dicer. The transcript has 8 exons. Gene Ontology annotation, molecular function: RNA binding; protein binding; deoxyribonuclease I activity. Gene Ontology annotation, cellular component: RISC complex; cytoplasm; nucleus. The annotation marks the transcript as partial. Lineage: Eukaryota; Metazoa; Chordata; Aves; Procellariiformes; Procellariidae. The record is from RefSeq and is a predicted model, not a curated record. Gene Ontology annotation, biological process: apoptotic DNA fragmentation; siRNA processing; pre-miRNA processing.
AUUCCUCACUUUCCUGUGUAUACUCGCUCUGGAGAGGUUACAAUAUCUAUUGAGCUUAAGAAAUCUGGGUUUACGCUGUCUCUGCAAAUGCUUGAGCUGAUAACACGACUCCACCAGUACAUUUUUUCACAUAUUCUUCGUCUUGAGAAACCUGCACUAGAGUUCAAACCCACAGAAGCUGAUUCAGCCUAUUGUGUUCUACCUCUUAAUGUUGUUGAUGACUCCAGCACUUUGGACAUUGACUUUAAGUUUAUGGAAGACAUUGAGAAAUCUGAGGCACGUACAGGCAUUCCCAGUACACAAUAUACAAAAGAAAUGCCUUUUAUUUUCAAGUUAGAAGAUUACCAGGAUGCAGUUAUCAUUCCACGAUAUCGAAAUUUUGAUCAGCCUCAUCGAUUCUAUGUAGCUGAUGUAUACACUGAUCUUACUCCACUCAGUAAAUUCCCCUCCCCUGAAUAUGAAACUUUUGCUGAAUAUUAUAAAACAAAGUAUAAUCUUGACCUGACCAAUCUCAACCAGCCACUGCUGGAUGUGGACCACACAUCUUCGAGACUUAAUCUUUUGACUCCUCGCCAUUUGAAUCAGAAGGGGAAAGCGCUUCCACUAAGCAGUGCUGAGAAGAGGAAAGCAAAGUGGGAAAGUUUGCAGAAUAAGCAGAUACUGGUUCCAGAGCUCUGUGCUAUACAUCCUAUUCCAGCAUCAUUGUGGAGAAAAGCAGUUUGCCUCCCCAGCAUACUUUAUCGCCUGCACUGCCUUUUGACAGCAGAGGAACAAAGAGCUCAACCAGCCACUGAUGCUGGUGUAGGGGUUAAAUCACUUCCUGCAGAUUUCAGAUAUCCUAACUUGGACUUCGGAUGGAAAAAGUCUAUUGACAGCAAAUCCUUCAUCUCUAUUCCUAGCUCCUCUUUAGUAGAGAACGAAAAUUACUGUAAGCACAGCACAAUUGUAGUCCCUGAAAAUGCUGCACAUCAAGGUGCUAAUAGAACCUCUUCUGCAGAAAACCAUGACCAAAUGUCUGUGAGUUACAGAACAUUGCUCAAUGAGUCACCCAGUAAACUCCAAAUUGAUGUCUCGGCAGAACUUGCAGCAAUUAAUGGUGUUUCUUAUAAUAAAAAUCUUGCCAAUGGCAAUUGUGAUUUAGUUAACAGAGACUUUUGCCAAGGAAAUCAGCUGAAUUACUGCAGGCAGGAAAUACCUGUACAACCAACUACCUCAUAUCCCAUUCAGAAUUUAUACAGCAGUGAGAACCAGCUCAAGUCCAGCAAUGAAUGUACUCUACUGAGUAAUAAAUACCUUGAUGGAAAUGCUAACAGAUCUACCUCAGAUGGAUGCCCCAAAAUGGCAGUGACCACCAGUACUUCAAAAGCUAUUACUCUUUCAAAAGACAGAGCAGAUUCUGAAAAGAACCCUUCCAGUGGGUACUCCUCAAAAACUCUUGGUCCUAAUCCUGGUCUCAUUCUUCAAGCUUUGACUCUUUCAAAUGCUAGUGAUGGAUUUAAUCUGGAGCGGCUAGAAAUGCUUGGUGAUUCAUUUUUAAAGCAUGCCAUCACUACAUACUUGUUUUGCACUUACCCUGAUGCUCAUGAGGGACGGCUGUCAUAUAUGAGAAGCAAAAAAGUCAGCAACUGUAACUUGUAUCGCCUUGGAAAAAAGAAAGGACUGCCUAGUCGUAUGGUGGUAUCGAUUUUUGAUCCCCCAGUCAAUUGGCUUCCUCCUGGUUACAUAGUAAACCAGGACAAGAGCAACACUGAUAAGUGGGAGAAAGAUGAAAUGACAAAGGAGAACUUGUUGGCUAAUGGUAAACUUGAUGAUUAUGAUGAUGAUGAAGAGGAUGAAGACCUAAUGUGGAGGUUACCCAAGGAAGAAACAGACUUUGAAGAUGAUUUUCUGGAGUAUGAUCAGGAGCAUAUCAAAUUCAUUGAUAAUAUGUUAAUGGGAUCAGGGGCUUUUGUGAAGAAAAUUUCUCUCUCACACUUUUCAACCACUGAUUCAAACUAUGAAUGGAAAGCACCCAAAAAGUCAUCCCUGGGUAAUGUUCAGUUUUCAUCAGAUUUUGAUGAUUUUGACUAUAGCUCUUGGGAUGCUAUGUGCUAUCUGGAUCCUAGCAAGGCCGUUGAAGAGGAUGAUUUUGUAGUGGGCUUCUGGAAUCCAUCAGAAGAAAACUGUGGUGUUGAUGCAGGAAAACAGUCUAUCUCAUAUGACUUGCAUACAGAGCAGUGUAUUGCUGACAAAAGCAUUGCAGACUGUGUGGAAGCCCUGUUGGGCUGCUAUCUGACCAGCUGCGGUGAAAGAGCUGCUCAGCUUUUCCUGUGUUCAUUGGGGCUGAAGGUGCUCCCUGUAAUUAAAAAGACUGAUUGGGAAGGCACUUUGUGUGCUACCAGAGAGAAUUUUAACAGUGAGCAGAAAAAUCUUUCACCAAACUCUGUAGCUUCUGUAGCUAAUUCAGAGCCUUCUCUGUAUAAAGACCUGGAGUAUGGCUGUUUGAAGAUUCCACCGAGGUGUAUGUUUGAUCACCCAGAUGCUGAAAAAACCCUAAAUCACCUUAUUUCUGGUUUUGAAAACUUUGAGAAGAAAAUAAACUACAGUUUUAAGAACAAGGCUUAUCUCCUUCAGGCAUUUACUCAUGCCUCAUACCAUUAUAAUACCAUUACUGGUAAGUUGUCUUAAAGAAACUAGGGCUUUUUCUCGUAUUGUAAAUGUAAGAGAAGCAGUUUAAGUUGUGUUCCCAUAUGUAGUCUUUAAAGAGGUACUUUAAGAAGUCAAUAGCCUCUGAAUACAAAAUCUUAGAAAAGAAUAACUUGCCCCUUUUUUAGAGGG